Molecule: messenger RNA, 8358 nt
Organism: Zophobas morio
Lineage: Eukaryota; Metazoa; Arthropoda; Insecta; Coleoptera; Tenebrionidae
Gene: l(3)80Fj
Product: stalled ribosome sensor GCN1
Exons: 23
Coding region: 232-8205 (2657 amino acids)
Biological process (GO): cellular response to amino acid starvation; regulation of translation
Cellular component (GO): cytosol
Molecular function (GO): protein binding; protein kinase regulator activity
Source: RefSeq, a predicted model, not a curated record
GUCAAAGAAGUAUCCAUAACAAGUAAUUGUCAUAAAAAAGAAGUGAUUUGUUUUUCAAUUCUUAUCGUUUUUAUGAGUGUAUAGUGGAAAUAGUUAGACAAAACACGCCUAUUGAAACUUUCUGUUAGCAUUAACCGCGUUUGCUAACUUAUUAUAAACUAUAAAUCGUAAAGUGGAAAUCUAACCUUAAAAUCCGGCUGAAUGUAAAUUAGAGUCAAUUCGGUCUGAAAAAUGGCAGAUGUGGAGCUUGCAAAAGCGUUGAAAGAUCUUCCAUAUAGAGUGCAAACCGCGAGUUUGAAACAACGGAAAGAGGUUAUUGGCAAUGUUAUUCGUGUUUUAGAAAAUCCCGCAAUUAACGAAAAUAUCAUCAAAGGAAUUUGCCGCGUGAUCCAGUUAACCCUUCCUCGAUAUAGAGACAGUUCAUCCCAGCUUCUGGUACGAAAUUUAAUUGUUGCUUUGUUAGAAAAACAUUCCGAUUUUGCCGUAAAAUGUUUGACGUUCAUGCUAGCGGACAUUACCUCUCAACACAAAAACCUCGUCGUAACGACCAAUACGUGUCAAACCGGUCUUUAUGCUUUACGUUGGUCAUGUUUAGUAGUUUCAGUGGGCUGGAAAGUAAAUCAACAGGCCCUUCAGGCCCAUAUUUUGCAAUUAAUCGAAAUUCAAGCUCUACUUUUAACAACAGUGGUGGCUGCUGGAAUUGAUAAAAGGUCAAAUAAAGCGUUUAAUAUUUUCAACAACACUUGGAUUUCUGUGCAAGGUAGUGAAAAACUGUAUUUGGAAAAUCUAAAAGCAUUAGAACAAACACAUUAUGUGGUAGUUCUAGCAGCAUAUUUAGCAAAACGAUUAGCGCUUAUUGAGAAAACAUCUCUGUUGAAGGGUUAUGUAGAAUCCCUUGUAGAUACGUUUAUAAAGAACUUUGUUAGUUGUAAAAGUAGACCUUCUCCUGAUGUUGUCAUUGCUACUUAUCCUUUAUUGAAACAAGUGAAUAGCGAGAUAUUUAAAAAGAGCUUGUGGCCUUCACUUCAGAAGGCUAUGUUACGGAAUCCCGAAAUUAUUCUAGAGUGCGUUGGUCUUGUAAUCACAGGUCUUGGUUUAGAUUUGAGCCCGUAUGGUAUGGAAAUAGGAAACAGUUUAAUAGCCAAUUUAUAUUCAAAGGACGACCAAGCGAGAACUGAAGCAGUUGAUGCCUGCAGACGUUUGUCAGAACAAAUUAGUGAUCCUAACACCAUUAAUGAGUUAUUGAAAAAAACAUUUGCAGUUUUUCAUGGAUCUGAAGGGAAACUGACUGUUGUUGAUCAUAAAAUCAGUGUUUUACAAGCCGCCGGCAAUUUCAGUCGUAAUAAAAUUCCAGAACAGAACCUUUCCGCAGUGUUGAUUAAUGGCAGUGAUUAUUUUAUCAAAAUUUUGGAAACGGAAGUACAUGAAAAAACAUUGUGCCAUGCCUUAGAUAUGUUGUCUCUUUGGAGUGUUAAAUUUCACAGUGAAAUGCCAAAGAAAAUAGUGGAAGCUUUUAAGAAUGGCAUGGGAUUAAAAACUUCAACACCUCUUGUUCGCAUAGCAUACAUCAAAUGCAUGUUGAACUCUUUUAACUCCAACACCAUCCAUCAAGCAUCCGUACUAGUGCCCGUCUUGUUAAAAGCAGUCGAGAGAGCUGUUGCUCAGCCAUCUCAGUGCCUGUCUGUAACAGAAGGAUUAUGUGCUACUUGUAUGUUACUCCAGUUGAUCUCUGUAGUGGGAGAAAAAGAAAACAACUUCCAGAACCUAUGGAACGUAGUCCUAGACAUGGAUAAACAGAUUUUCGUUUCAGAAAAGUUUCUUUCCUUAACAGGAGACGACGGUCUGAUUUAUGUAAUGCAACUAUGCGAAAAACUUCUUUUGGAUUAUCGCGAUAAACUCAACGGAAAAAAUUCUCCUCUUUAUCGAGCUGUAAUCCAUUGCGUAGUCUUAUCGUCCGCUAAAACACGCCGGAAGUGUUUGAAGAUCCUUAAAAGGAUGGUGGAAGGUUUGUCUCGUGCUGUGUUAGCACGCGCUCUUUUUCAAGGAUUAGGGAGUUUUCUGGAAACUGUCAAAAUGCAAAAUAAAAUUGAGAAGGAUCAGACCGACGGUGGGAACGAAGUGUCGCCGCAUGCACUCGUUGAGUGUAUAACAUCUUUGUGUUCUUCACCGAAUUUGCCACCUGAAGAUGUGCAGUUGUUGGCGCUAGAUGCAUUUUUACCAGCGCACCAUCCUUUUGUUAUGAGUGUAGCGCCGGAUCUGUGGAUAAAAAUUGUCAAGCAUUUCAAUGUCAAACCGAAAAAUUUAAUCGCUCAACAGGCGGACUUCUUUAAGAAGAUGUUGGUUCAGGAUUAUGUAACUUCCCCGAUAAAUGAAAAUGCGUUGGCCACGACAGUGUCUUUAAACGCUGAUGUAAUAGUACCACCUUUAAUUGUAACCGUCACUUCUCGGCUGCAAGACCCUCGUAUUUGCCAAGUUUCAAGAGACGAUUACUUUACUUUUCUUACACCAGAGGGAGAGCUUUAUGAUAAAACCGUAAUUCCAGGAGAUGAUAUUAAUGACACAAUGAAUCUGAAACGCGAAAGUAAGGUGUACAGCUAUAAAGAACAAUUAGAAGAAUUACAGCUACGGCGAGAAAUUGAAGAAAAAAAGAAGAAAGAUGGAAAGGUCAAACCCCCACAAUUUACACCUAAACAGCUAGAAGCAAUCAAAAACCAAAAAACGAAAGAACAAGCCAUCAGGUCUAGACUAACAACUUUGAAUACAUCAAUAAUUAAUUGCGUAUCAAUGAUCCGGGCUGCUGCUAAAGGGAAUCCGUUACAACUGUCGCUACAUUUUAAGGAUUUACUUCCUUCUCUGUUAAAUGAUCUACAAUCACCUCUUGCGGCUCCAUACCUUUCGAAAUUGUACACUGACCUUCGCACUGUGGUCUUCACCAACAAGUUAGAAACUCUAGGAGAAUUGAUCGCUUUCGUUACGUUAAGACUGUUGAAACCGCAGUGUGAUUUAGACGCUAAUUGGGAGGCAGAGAACUUAAAUAAAGCAAUGGUUCGAACAAUUUCUUUAAUUCAUGAAAAAACAGUAGUGAAGAAGAUUGAAGAAAACCCGGUUUGUUUUACAGUACCAGCAUUCUGUUAUACAUUUGUGUUGUUAAAAUCGAGUCUGUUGUCAAAUUAUGCCCGAAAUCACGACGAACUGGUGCAUGAUGGUUUGCAGAUUAUUUCAGAACAUGCAAAACUUCGGGCAAAGGGGCAAAACGGGUUGACGGAUGUUUAUGAUCCUCAGUACCUUCCAAUAAGGCAAAUGUUUGAACUACUUGUGGAAAUCAUAAGUAGCUCAACUGGGCGAGUUCAAUCGCAAGCCGAGGCAUGUCUUUUGGAUGUUGCAACAUGUGCCAGCGGUGAACCUGGAUGCGCUAAAGCAACAACUGAAGAAGUCGAUGUGUUGCUAGGAGCUUUACAAAAUCCAGCUGUCGUAGUCAGAGACGCUGCUCUGCGGAGCCUCACCAUUACAGUAUCCUCACUACCAACUUACCAAAACGAUUAUGAGUAUGCGAUGAAAAUCAGUAAACGAAUAUGGAUCGCAAAGUUUGAUGAAAAUGAAGAUAACAGAAUUUUGGCUGACAAGUUGUGGGAACUUGCUCAUCUAGAUUUUCCCGCCUAUCUUAGUGAAGAGCUCAUGCCUGAUAUUGAACAUCCCGUUGAAUGCGUACAGGCAGCAACUUCAAGAGCUCUUGCAGCUUUAUUAGAAAACAACAAAGAACAAGUGCAAGAGACUCUGAACAAAUUGCUCAAGCUCUACAGCGAAAGAUUACAGAUGAUUCCGGCAAAACUAGACGAAUUUGGGCGCGAAUUAGAAAAACCUAUCGAUACUUGGUUUCCCAGACGAGGUGUUGCGUUGGCGUUGGCUCAGUUGGCUCCGUUGAUAACACCAGAUUUAAUUGGUGGUUUGGUUCAAUUCUUUGUUUCAACGUCUCUGAGUGACCGCAAUGAACAAGUUAGGAAGGAAAUGUUAAAUGCUGCCUUAAAAAUCGUUGACUUGCAUGGAAAGGAAACUGUAAGUACCUUAUGGCCGGUCUUCGACACCUUUAUGAGCAAAUCAACCAAAUCGGCCCAUUUAGACGCCGUAAAACAAGCCGUUGUAAUAUUAAUGGGUUCGUUAGCACGCCAUUUGGACAAAGACGAUGAAAGAAUCAAGCCCAUCGUUCUAAGAUUAAUACAAGCCCUUUCUACUCCAUCUCAAACCGUCCAAGAAGCCGUAGGCAAUUGCCUUCCCCCAUUAAUCCCAUCAGUAAAAGAAGAAGCUCCUGGUUACAUCAACAAACUAUUACAUCAAUUACUAAAAGGAGACAAAUACGGCGAGCGCAAAGGCGCCGCCUAUGGCCUCGCAGGAAUAGUCAAAGGCAUGGGCAUCCUAGCCCUAAAGCAGCACGAUAUAAUGACGAAAUUAACCGACGCAAUCCAGGACAAAAAAAAUUACAAACACCGAGAGGGCGCUCUCUUCGCUUUCGAGAUGCUUUUCCACAUGUUGGGAAAAUUGUUUGAACCGUACAUUAUUCACGUAUUACCACAUCUGCUUCAAUGUUUUGGAGAUACGAGUCAGUAUGUGCGUGCUGCCGCCGAUGACACUGCCAAAGUUGUGAUGAGUAAACUGUCUGGACAUGGCGUCAAGUUGGUUUUGCCAUCAUUGCUGGAUGCGCUGGAACAGGAUUCGUGGAGGACUAAGACCGGUUCGGUGGAGUUGUUGGGGGCUAUGGCGUACUGUGCUCCUAAACAGUUGUCUUCGUGCCUACCGAGUAUUGUACCUAAGCUCAUUGAGGUGUUGAGCGACUCACACAUGAAGGUACAAGAGGCGGGAGCGGCGGCGUUGAAAGUUAUUGGCUCGGUUAUACGAAAUCCGGAAAUCCAAGCGAUCGUCCCCGUCUUGCUAAAGGCGCUUCAAGAUCCCUCAAACAAAACAAGCGUUUGCCUCCAAACACUUCUCGAUACCCAAUUCGUUCAUUUCAUUGACGCUCCGUCCCUCGCUCUCAUAAUGCCGGUAGUUCAACGCGCUUUUAUGGACCGAUCGACUGAAACGCGCAAAAUGGCUGCCCAAAUCAUAGGCAACAUGUAUUCUCUUACCGACCAGAAAGACCUUCUUCCGUACCUUCCAACCAUCAUUCCCGGUCUCAAAACCUCUCUUUUGGACCCAGUCCCGGAAGUACGCAGCGUCAGCGCUCGUGCCCUGGGUGCCAUGGUGCGUGGAAUGGGUGAAUCUAGCUUCGAAGACUUAUUACCGUGGUUGAUGCAAACUCUGACAUCAGAAAGCAGUUCAGUGGAUAGAUCAGGAGCUGCACAAGGUCUUAGUGAAGUCGUUGGUGGAUUGGGUGUAGAAAAAUUGCACAAAUUGAUGCCAGAAAUUAUUGCUACAGCUGAGAGGACUGACAUCGCUCCUCAUGUCAAGGAUGGCUACAUUAUGAUGUUUAUCUACAUGCCGGUUGUGUUUACUAACGACUUCACCGUGUACAUAGGGCAGAUCAUCAAUCCGAUAUUGAAGGCCUUAGCGGAUGAGAAUGAAUACGUGCGAGAUACAGCGUUGAAGGCUGGACAGAGAAUUGUAACGCUCUAUGCAGAUUCGGCAAUUUUGUUGCUGCUGCCGGAGUUGGAGAAAGGGUUAUUUGAUGAAAACUGGAGGAUUCGUUACAGUUCGGUCCAACUCCUUGGCGACUUACUCUAUCGCAUUUCCGGAGUAACAGGGAAAAUGAGCACUGAAACGGCGAGUGAAGAUGAUAAUUUCGGUACAGAACAAUCCCAUCAAGCCAUCAUUAAAUCCCUAGGUGCUGAACGUCGCAAUCGCGUCCUGGCUGGUCUGUACAUGGGUCGUUCUGAUGUUGCUUUAAUGGUACGUCAAGCGGCUCUUCACGUUUGGAAAGUGGUCGUCACAAACACGCCUCGUACUCUUCGUGAAAUUCUACCAACCCUUUUCGGAUUGCUGCUAGGUUGCCUAGCUAGCGACAGUUACGAUAAACGACAAGUUGCUGCAAGAACUCUGGGCGAUUUAGUGAGAAAACUGGGUGAAAGAGUGCUUCCUGAGAUUAUACCCAUUCUAGAAAGAGGGUUGCAGUCGGAUCAGCCCGAUCAAAGGCAAGGUGUUUGCAUUGGAUUGUCGGAAAUUAUGGGUUCGACGUCGAAAGAGAUGGUUUUGACCUUUGUUAAUUCGUUGGUUCCAACCGUAAGGAAAGCGUUGUGUGAUCCACUGCCGGAAGUAAGACAAGCAGCGGCUAAGACAUUUGACAGCUUGCAUUCAACGGUGGGAGCGAGAGCUCUGGAUGAUAUUUUACCCACCAUGCUUAAUCAAUUGAAUGACAAAGACACAGAUGUCGUCGAAUGGACUCUCGACGGUCUUCGUCAAGUAAUGGCCAUCAAAUCUCGAGUAGUACUGCCCUACUUAGUCCCACAACUAACAGCUCCUCCCGCCAACACAAAAGCCCUCUCAAUCCUCGCUUCAGUGGCCGGGGAAGCCCUCAACAAGUACCUUCCUCGCAUUCUCCCUGCCCUGCAAACAACUCUGGCAGCAUCUCGCGGUACGCCAGACGAAGCUCAACAGCUCGAGUAUUGUCAAGCCGUCGUCUUGUCUGUUAGCGAGGAAGUGGGUAUCAGAACCGUGAUCGACACCAUGCUCGAGAACACCCGGAACGAGAACGCUGACCAGCGGAGGGCCGCUGCGACGCUGCUGUGCGGUUUCUGUGCCAACUCAAAAGCCCAGUAUACUGCACACGUGCCGCAGCUACUGAGAGGAUUAAUUCAUUUGUGUACAGAUAGUGAUAAGGACGUGUUGCAAAUGUCAUGGGAGGCUCUGAAUGCCGUCACGAAGACGUUGGAUCCGAAGCUACAAACGACGUAUGUGAGUGACGUCAGGCAGGCGGUGAGAUACGCGAUGUCGGAUAUGAAGGGGGCGCAGCUGUUGCCCGGAUUUUGUUUGCCAAAAGGUAUAGCACCAAUUUUGCCAAUCUUCCGUGAGGCAAUUCUGAACGGAGACGGUGAUGAAAAAGAAACAGCCGCCCAAGGUUUAGGAGAAGUAAUUAAAGUGACUAGCGCUCAAGCACUUCAGCCGAGUGUAGUCGCCAUCACAGGACCACUGAUUAGAAUUCUAGGAGACCGAUUUAGCGCAAACGUAAAGACGGCGGUUUUGGAAACCUUGGCGAUUUUGCUAGCGAAGGUCGGCGUGAUGUUGAAACAAUUUCUGCCACAACUGCAAACCACUUUUGUAAAAGCCUUGAACGAUCCCAAUCGUGUGGUUAGAUUGAAGUCUGCUGCUGCUUUGAGUUACUUAAUCGUUAUUCAUCAGAGGGCGGAUCCUCUGUUUAUGGAAUUACACAAUACUGUCAAAAAUACGGACGACUUCGCUAUUAAAGAGACCACGCUACAUGCUCUACGAGGUAUAAUUACGCCUGCCGGGGACAAAAUGUCUGACACAGUGAAAAAACAAAUACAUUCAACACUAAUAUCGCUUCUGGGUUGCCAAGAAGAUGUAACUAGGACCUGUGCUGCCGGUUGUUUGGGUGCCAUUUGUCGUUGGUUAUCACCUGAUCAGUUGGACACAACCUUUACAGAACAUCUAUUAAUUGAUGACGUUCAAACGGAUUGGACGUUGCGACACGGCCGAGGCGCUGCCUUAUCCGUAGCUUUGAAAGAAACACCGUCGAGCAUUUGGCAAGAACAAUACAAAACAAGACUGAUUCAAACCAUUUUGAGUGAACUUUCAGCGGACAGAGUUAUAAUAACGCAAGCAGCUGUCCGCUCUUGCGGUUAUCUGCUUCAGUACUUGAUGUUGAAUGAUGAAGCUUUACCUACAGGAUUAUUGGGUCCUUUUGUCAGGACAAUGAAUAAUAACAAUAACGAUGUUAAACAACUUUUGGCAAGGGUUUGUAUUCAUCUAGCGAAGACUGUACCACAGGAGAAGAUGUCGUCCGAUUUGUUAAAACUAUUACUACCAACAUUAGUCAAUGGAACUAAAGAAAAGAACGGUUACGUAAAAGCUAAUUCAGAGAUUGCUUUAAUUGCAGUUUUGAGGUUAAAAGACGGUGACGCCAUGCAGCAGAGAUGCCUAAGCAUACUGGAAGUUGGUGCUCGCGAAUCUCUUGCCGACGUCGUUCAGAAGGUACUUAAGAAAAUCAUGUCUCAAACCGAGGGUAAGGAAGAAGAGCUCGACGACACUCUGCUAACUUGAUUACAAUUAUCGGACAUCACAAAUAUAUUCUCUUGCUGUAUUCCGCCUUUCUUUGUUGUUUUAAAUGAUUUUUAUGGAUUUCUUUUAAGCCUCUUAUUAGGUUUAAAUCGUACCCGACUUUGUAAAUUUUGUUUUAAAUAUAUAAGCAUGAAG